Molecule: messenger RNA, 3066 nt
Organism: Trichophyton benhamiae CBS 112371
Lineage: Eukaryota; Fungi; Ascomycota; Eurotiomycetes; Onygenales; Arthrodermataceae
Exons: 5
Coding region: 1-3066 (1021 amino acids)
Biological process (GO): negative regulation of transcription by RNA polymerase II; chromatin organization
Cellular component (GO): pericentric heterochromatin
Molecular function (GO): chromatin binding
Source: RefSeq, a predicted model, not a curated record
AUGGCGUCUCAGUGUGCCUUAUAUAGGGGUGAGGAUGAUGAGGAUGCCAUCUCGCUCACAUCCACUGUGCCUAGUGAGCCGCAAGAAGAGUAUAAUAUAACUGGCGUACUGGCUGAGAGGAUCGCGGACAACGGCGCGACCGAAUAUCUUGUCAGCUGGGAAAACUAUCCUAUUCAUAGGUCCUCCUGGGAGCCGGCAGAGAAUUUUGGGGACCCUGAAACCACACUGAGAGAAUGGAACCAGAAGAAAGAGGCAAUUACGAAGGGAGAUGCGCCCGAGUUUGACCUUAUUGCUUUUGAAAACCUCCUCGCAGGAAUAGAGGAGGCCAAACUACGAAGGAAAAGAAAACGUAGGCUCAAGCGGAUGCGUCUUGGGCUGGCCUGCGGAAGCGAGUCCGGGGACAACAAUCCAGAAAGCCACGAGGAAGAUAAUGGUGAUGGUAGCAGCAGAAGCAGCAGCAGUGAUGAACCCACGAGCUCACGCAUUUCUCCUGCCUCGAGGAAAAGAGGGGCUGGGAUCCUCCUGCCAAAGCAAGAGUUGAUGGCUACUCGAAAGUCGUCCAGUAGCGCAGCUGGUAGCUCAGAUGCAAUCAAGGGACGUACUUUUAAGGCAGCUCUCCGUGGGGCGUCUCAGCCUCCAAGGCAGCUAAAGAUACCCCCUUCCUCAAAACUAAAAGUACCAUCUACGGCGCCUCCCCCCAUAAAAGUGUCUGAAAAACGUGGAACUAGGCUACCGAUCAGAACAUCCUCUGUCAAUGUUAUAGAGCCCGGGAAUGAGGGUCAGACGGUGCAGUCAUCAACCGCUAAUCCUCCCACCAGCAUGGCUCCUUCAAGAAAGUCUGUAUUCACUUUCGCACCUGCAACGGCUCGAAGAGGCGGCUCCAUGACCGCGGCAGUAGGAAGCAGGCAGCCCUCGGGACCCCCAAACAACAGACUCUUUCGAACCCUAUCAACUCAGCGGAAAUACCACAAAAUGUCUCGAACCGAGAGGCCCCCUGACAUUUCUCAACUUGAUCUUCGGCCUCCAAGCGAGUGGUUGACCGCUGCAGGAAGGUCUGCACUUCCAGAGAUCUCUUUAGGUAGGAAACGUAUCGGAGCAACUUCAAUGUCAUCGUCGAUAGAUGAUUUGUUCGUCGCUGAGGAUGAUAACAACGGUUCUCUCCCAAAUAACCCGCCUCCCGUGCUUUCCAAGGAUUCUAACACGAACGCCGACGGCAAAUCCCUAUGUACAAGGAUUUGGCGUGAAUGGAACAAAGGGGAUGUUAUGGUUCACCUUGUAUUUAGUGCAAAGGAAAAAGUUAUUGGAGAUAUACGUAUCACCGGUCUCCCUCAUUCAGCUAGAUCUUGGUUGCUUUCUUUAAAGCAAGGUGAUCAAAUUGUUAUUGAUCUUCAGGAACUUUGCUCCCCCAAGGAGUUUCUCCAGCUGGAUAUAUUUUUAGGUAUUUCUAACUUAUUAUUCUUGCAGGAGCCUAACAAAGUUAAUCAUGGGCAUGUUAUCCCUUAUAACGAUACGAUGAAUCAAGUAAAUUACUUAACAGAGUAUCUACUUAACAAUCAAUCAGCUGCAAUCUGGCGUUCCCUAGUCUGGCCAAGUCGCAGUAUAAUUAUAUACCCUUCCCAAGCUUAUGAGUGGAGAUUUCUUCAUAAGCAAUCACCAUCACAUCUAUCCCCAAUGCUUCGGCUUGUCAUUAUAACUCUACCUGAUACCUCCGAGUUAAGAAAAAUACCGCUGCCUAGUCCAAUACCAAGUUCUUCACAUCAAACACAGUCAGAUGUACAACUAGGGAAAGGUCCAGAAGAAGUUGUACUUGUCCAAGGAUACUCAGAAAUAGCUGUCGGCACCGCUACCGAUACACCAAGUUUGGUUUCUUUGCAGGAACCACCUCGCACUAUUACUCUUACUCCUCUUAAGACACCGCUGCCUCCGAAUGAAUCGACUUCAUCACCAGCACAACACUCGUCACGAGAACUUGCCACUAAAUCCCUACCCGAGAGGACCCGGGAUUUAGAUGUUGAGACUUAUUUUCAAAAUCACUACCGAAUCACUUUCGAAUACUUAACUCGUUCGAAGUAUUCAAAGUAUCGCAAAGAGACACUACCGGUGUUUUAUCUUAUAUUCCCCUCAAUAGAAAGGGAGGAACAUGACUUGAUUCAGCAACUAUUAGUCUUCAACAGAAUAGCUCCCUAUUCCCACAGGAACCAAGGGGAUUGGACAAAGUUUAUCAAAGAUGUGACCGAAGCAGAAGUAAAACCGCAAGGCAUAAUAAUUUGUCAUCAGAAGUUUAAUGCCUAUAAUUGCAUGCCUAAACUUCAGGAACUUCUUCACCACCAAGUAAAUGUAUUCUCUUUGUCGCUGGCGCGCCCAUUUAAAUCUGUGAAUAAAAGGCACCAUAUUAUUCGGCUGUUCCCUAAUGGAUGUGUGAUUCUUAUAACGGAGGACUUCAUUCUUCACGACCCUAAAAGCGCAUUGAUGGUGAUAAAAUGGGUCUCUAAUAUGUUUUGGGAUAAUAAUGCCAAACGUGGCCCUAAAUUAUUUUUCCGCCCAAAUAUACGACUUUGGCUACAACAGCUGUGGCCAACUUGGCCGGAUGAGACUCUAUACCAUAUUUUUUGCAUUCUAGAAGCUCUCAUACCCGACUAUCCCAGCGGAUGCUACGUUCCUGGUCGCGAAGACUACCCCUGGAGCUUAGAUGGAGAAACAGAUGACGAGGGUCAGCCUCACGUCGUCAUUUCUACCCCUCAUAUACCGAAUUAUGGCUGGAGAUCUGAAGAUGAGCAUCCAGAUAUACCUAAGAAUUUGACGCAAGGGGCGCGAAAUACCGACCAUCUUGUUGAAUAUUUCGCAGGCUGGGCCAUCAGUAAUGUCGAAAAUUUCAGGUAUUUCCCUGUGCUGGUACAUUCAAUGCCCCAAUUACGAUGGGAAAAAUGGAGCCAUAUUGAGAUACUAAACUAUCCUGCUUUCUAUGAAAUAUACAUGAAGGCUGACAUAGCGGCCACUAGCGAGUCAACACGAAACCAAAAAGGUCCUUCUCAACCUGCGAUAGCUGAGAGUCAAACUAAUACAUGA